Molecule: messenger RNA, 5952 nt
Organism: Odontomachus brunneus
Lineage: Eukaryota; Metazoa; Arthropoda; Insecta; Hymenoptera; Formicidae
Gene: Nmnat
Product: nicotinamide/nicotinic acid mononucleotide adenylyltransferase 1
Exons: 7
Coding region: 772-5373 (1533 amino acids)
Biological process (GO): NAD+ biosynthetic process
Molecular function (GO): nicotinate-nucleotide adenylyltransferase activity; nicotinamide-nucleotide adenylyltransferase activity
Source: RefSeq, a predicted model, not a curated record
GAUUUAACAAAAAGACCCCUCACUAAUUUUGAUGGGCUUUAGAUAUGAUAUAUUGCAGCUAAAAAUAAAAGGAUGCAUCUUUUGCGUUGUCCUUCAACGAACGUUUAGGGACUCAAGUAACUCUUCGAGAAUAACGCAAUGAAAUUGAUGAUGAGCGAGUAUCAUGGAAAUCGUGAGACAUGAGAACGCAUUUUACGAAAAUUUUUUCGUAAAAUUCUGCUAUUAAAUUUGUCAAAAAUGUAUUUUUCAACAUUAUCUUUCAUUAAAGAGUUUUUGCAAUAAUACUUUUCAGAUACGAUAAACGCUAAAGUCACUUUAUUGGAUCGAAAGACGAAACUGCGCAUGCGCAUCGUUUAUCGUAACGCUAACCAGAUAACGUAUGACGUUAUUUCUAAAAGAAUAUAAGAUUCACGAUUAGCGUCGACGUUAUAAGCUCCAAGACGAAAUUGGGACGAUUGCAGUUCACAAGCUGUCUGGUGCCAUCUAGUGGUGUGUGUAUCGCACAAAUACCAUUACCUCUUAUUAGUUCUAAAACCUCCGCUACGAGUCGCCAUCAAUUAACAAAAAAUCUAGGCCGUAGUACAACUCAAUAACAGGCUCUUUCUUAUAUAUUCGUGAGUUGGCACGAUCAGCCGAGAUCAGUCGGUUGCGCGAACCCGUGACGUACGUGUUGUCGUUGCUAUUUAAUACGCUCUCGGUCGAUUUGACGGCGAGGGCAGCGGAGGUGCGGUCAGCCGAUGCGGCGGCGACGACGAUUAGAAAGCGUGCAAAAUGGCGCCUACGCGUGUGAUUUUGAUGUCAUGCGGCAGUUAUAACCCGCCGACCAACAUGCAUUUACGAAUGUUCGAAAUUGCGCGAGAUCAUUUGCAUCGAAUGGGUACACAUGUAGUCGUGGGAGGAGUGAUCUCUCCGGUCCACGAUGCAUACGCCAAAAAGGAGCUGGCCAGCGCGACCCAUAGAUGCUCCAUGUUGCGACUGGCGUUGCAGAACAACGACUGGAUACGUCUGAGCACAUGGGAGACCAGGCAGAACUGCUGGACAAAAACACGUCUGUGCCUCCAGCACCAUCAGAAUCUACUCAACUCCAUACUCUCCAAUUCCAACGACAUCAAGCACCACAUGCAGAUAGAAGACAUCGAUUGGAUCCCGGAGAACGUACGUAACAGUUCAGACAACACACCGAUACAGAUCAAACUGCUCUGCGGUGCGGAUCUGCUGGAGAGUUUCGGCAUUUGCGGUUUGUGGCUCGAGGAGGAUAUCGACGCGAUUGUCGGUGAGCAUGGUCUCGUAGUCAUAACCCGGGAAGGCUCCAAUCCUAACAAAUUCAUCUAUGAUUCGGACAUCUUGUCGAAGCACAUGCACAACAUUUGUAUCGUAACCGAAUGGAUCCCGAAUGAGGUAAGCUCGACGCGGAUUAGGCGGGCUUUGAAGCGUAGCGAGAGCGUCAGAUACUUAGUGCAGGACUCCGUCAUCGACUACAUCUACAAGAACGAGAUUUACGACACAAAAACUAUGGACAUAACAAUUAAGUUGGAACUGCCGUCGCCGAACGCGAACAACUAUCUGCACAUAGAGCCCCGUUACCUGAACGCGUUCCUAACGCCGUCGCCCAGCGACGUGACUAUGGGCUCGCCGAGCCCGACCGAGAUCAUAAGCGCCGUGUCCAUCGACGUACCGGACGCGGUGCUCUGCAAGAACCUGCAAAAUGUCGUGGGCGCCGCCGAAGCUCGCGAGCAAUUCAUUAACGCGUUAACCGUCGACAACGGCAACGUCAGGCAUGUAGCAUCUAAAGCACCUGCGUACCCGGGUCAGGCGAAACAGAUCGUCAUCGCCAGCGAGAACGGUGUCGUGCGAAUUGUGGACGAGGUAGGUGGUCCGCUCGACGAGCCCACGACGAAGCUUCGUCAGCCUGGUCCUUCGACUUCUGGCGAGCGUGCGCUGGAAAGAGACCGUAGAUCAUCUACGGUAGAAGGUGUAGCAAAGGGUAAAAUUGAUGUCGGACAGAGAGAGACUUCAGAUUUCAGGUCUGACACGGAAAUCCCGGGUGUAGACUUAGAUCGUGUGAAUGAGGAUCGCGAAGUUGUAGUGAAGAUACAGCCUGGUUUGUCAAAUUCGAGUGAAUUGAAGGCACUAGAAGAAGGUAGCAGUAGGUCGACAGUAGGCGCGAAACGCAAAGAGGUAUUAGACUUGAGAUCUAAGACGGAAAUUACUGACGCAGACAUAGGCUUGAGUGACAAUUGCGGGGUAAUAGUGAAUAUUCAACCUGCUUCGAGCUCUAGCGAAGUAGCGUCGAAAGAAGGUCGUAAAUUGGUAACGGAGAGCGUGGCGAGAGAUAGAACUACGGUUGAACAAACGGAAAUCUUAGAUUCGAGAUUCAAGCCAGAAACUGUUGACGUGAGUUUGGGCUCGAGUGACGAUCAUGAAAUAAUGCAAUCGAGUUCUAGUGAACUGCGGCUGGGGGAAUGUUGUUGGCCGAGGAGAGGAAACGUUUCGAACGACAGGGUUGAAAUUGACGGUAUAGAAAUAAUCGAGAUAGAUUCGAGUAGCAGUGCCAGUGAGUCACGACAAAUCAUAGACAAAGUAGACUCGGAUCAGACUGGUUUUAGCAGAAUUGCAUUGGAGCAAAGUUCUGCAUUGAUUGUAGAUAAUGUCGUUGGAGGAAACGUUAGCUCCGAGGGAGUCAGUUUGAGGAAAGGACUAGUAGAACCUUAUUCGGACCUUAUUCGUGUGAACGAUGUCGUCAAGGUGCAACCUGGUCACUUGAGUCAUAGCAUAAUCACGGAGAAAGAAGAUCAUAGUUUAAGGAUAGGAAAGACUAAAGCUAAACUCGAUGAGGUAAAAACCAGCUCUGAACAUUUAGGUCAAGAUAGUAAAGUGUUAGGUGCACUUCAGGAAAUUCUUCUAGAGGAAAUUGUAAAGGAUAACUAUGUAUUGGAUGAUAGAGCAAUCGAUUUUAGAAGAGAAAUUGCCGAUUUCGAGGUAGAUAAGAUUAAAAAUCUGGGAAUCAAAGCGACGGCCUCGCCGUUAAACGUCUCGAUGACAUCACUCGAUGGCCGUCACGAAUGUGCGCUCUCCGACUUUAGCGUAGACAAGGAAGACUAUCGGCUUAGCCAGUACGGUUCCGAGGAAGAUGAAGAGGAGGAAGAUAAGUUUCUAUAUAGUGCCAAAUUAAGUUUAACCGACGAUCAAACAGAGGAUACGAUGUACAGUACGAUUGAUUCUCCGAAUGACAGUAAAUCAGGUGCCAAUAUUCAAGUAGUCAGCAUGAUGGUUCGCAAGAGCGAUGAAGAUGUAUCUGAAGAUCUUACGACCGAUGAAGAAUUACGAUUAAAGUUCGUCAACGAAAGAUUACCUUUGCAGGGCCAAGAAGACAAAAUGAUGAACAUUACUAAAAGUGAGCAGGUAGAAGAAGCAUCCAGAACGAUAUCUGGCGAUCCUAGUCCUGAGAUAGACGGCAAAUAUCGGAAAUCAAUUGUAAACUCGCGCAAAAGUCCAAGGAAAGUCAAAGAAGGACAGAUGCGUGACACCGAACUGAAGGAACCGAAGAAUCAGCAGGAAUUGCAAUCCGAAGUUCUUCAGAAUUCUUCCAUAGAGACUAAAAGUUCCAGAAAGGUCAAGCAAGAGCAGAUCACUGAAGUUGGCGUUAGUACUGAGAAUAAAGAUCAAAUCAUUAACGAUCAAAAGAUAUCUUGCUCAGAAGAAGUCUUCCAAAAUUCUUUAAGAACUGCUUCCACGAAAACGAGGAGUUCCACGAAAGUUGGGAAACAUCAGAUUGGCAAGAAUAUUUCUCAAAAAUGUUCAACAGUGUCUUCUAGCAGCACAAAGAGUCCCAAGGAGCUCAGAGAAAAACAAACUUAUCAUAAAAGCGGCGAGAUGAAGGAUUACGACCGAUCUAUCAACGAUCGCGUUAUUUCCCAGCUCGAACAAGUCUUCCAGAAUUCUGCAAAGAAAUCCUCCACGAAGACAAUAGAAAGUCCCAAAAAGAUUCCCGAAGGCGAAAUGAAGAACCAAAGUCUGCCAACUCAUCGACCUGCCGAUAAUCGACAGGCGGAUGAAGAAGUCACUCAGCAUUCCUCCAAAAUAUCUUUUACAGAAAGCCUGAGGAAAACUCAAAAUCAAAAGGACGUGAGAGCGAACGACGUGAAGGUUACCGAUGAUAAAACGAAGCGAGACCUCAAUGAGAUCAAGGACGUGUACACGAGAAAGGUGCGACGUUACAACGUACCCCUUCAGGGCAGCUUGGACUCGAUGAUCGUGUCCGAUGAGCCAUUCGCGCCGAAGCCCAAGAAGGACGACACCUUCUCGAAGAAGUCCAAGAGCUACGAGUCAAUCAAGCGAAUUCAAGAGGUGUUCUUGGGCGCGCCGGGCAAGAUGUCGAAUAGCGGUUCACAGCUCGACAUCCCGGACGAGUUCUGCUCCAUUUGCUGCUACAUGAACGAGAUCACGUUUCGCACGGAGGAAGAGAUCAGCAGUCCGAAUCAGGAGACCUUCUACACGCUCAGAUCCACCUGCAGCUCAUUGGCCGACGACGACGACUCCACCGAAUGCGACAUCUGCGGCUCGUUGAAUCAGCAGGAGGCCGCCGAUGCUCUCGAGGGUAAAAUACUGAUAGACUCGGCUCACGAAGAGAUUCCCUGCGAGCUCUGCAGAAUCUGUGGCGAAGUGGACGGCAGUUACGAUCCGAAUGCCAUGAUACCGGCGGACAGGUACGCCUUUAGGCUCGUUGAGCCAAGCCAAGACGACGACGACAGCUUCGAGAUUGAGAAUUGUGGUUUCCAAAGCGGUACGGAAUCGGCCGACGACCGAAGCCGAGUCUCCGAGAAAGAGAGCAUCAAAGACUCCGAUAAAUCCAAGUCGCGAUCGUUAUUUAUUCAUGGCUCCUCGAUGACGAGAGACCAGCCUCGAGAGUUAUACUUUAUUCCCAAGGACGAGAUCGCUAUUCUAACAAGUGGAGCGAGAAAGAUCAACCGCAAAGGUUCUUUGUUCAAGAAGAAGGAAGAACAGAAUACACGCGAUAAAAGACGAUACUCAUCAGUGGAUAGUCUGCAGUUGGCGAAGAUGUCCGCGAAGACGAGCGCAAAAGCACUAAAAAAUCCGAGUCUCGUCGCGUCCGCCGAUAAUCUGCGGAUCUUGCGGCAAGGGUCGAGAAGGUCCAAGUCCUUACAGAGAUCAACCGACGAUGUAGGCCGCCGGGACUCUCUCACUGACAAUUUGGUCUCAUUGACGGAGGGUCUAGCAGGAAAGGAGGAGGACGCAGCGCAGACAUCGGCAGAUUCGAGCCAAAAGCCUAACACCCGUGACAAGGAAGCGGUAAAGAUGAUUCUCACGCAACAUGGAAUCAAGAUUAUUAGCGAGAAGGAGACUGCUUUGUAAUAGGAAUAGUCUGAGCAUUGAAUGACCUAGACGGAGUGUGCGUGAGAACUGUUGUAGAAAUGACUCGCGAGAAAAGCUAUUGAUCUGGAUGAGUAAAUUCGAAUUAAAAUCUCUAUAACCGCUUGUUUAUCACUAAUUAAAUAUUGAAAGUGGAAACACUUUCGAGCUUUUUCUCGAUAUAUAUAUAUAUAUAUAUAUAUAUAUAUAUAUAUAUAUAUAUAUAUGAAAUGAAAAAAUAAAUGUCAAAUGGAUUAUUGUAAAAAUAAUAGACAUAACGUAAUCAUAUAUGAAUCAUGAAUUGUAAUUGCGCCGAUAUUUUGGCUUUGCAUAAGCAUUUAUGCCGUUGCAGUAUCAUGUAAUUAUUGUGUGAUAGUUGUACUGUUGUUAAUAUUACCGUAUAAUUACGAACGAAACUAUAUAUAAAUCGAUAGCUCGGUAUCGAUAGAAAGGACCAACAGCGGAAAUUGUUAUUCCCGAUCAAAGAUCGGGAAAUUGUUGGAUGAUUUAUGCAAGCCUUGCAAACGACAUAACAAGACAAUCUUAGUAAUAUUACUGUUAAUACCAAAAAAAAAAAAAAAA